Molecule: messenger RNA, 639 nt
Organism: Camellia sinensis
Lineage: Eukaryota; Viridiplantae; Streptophyta; Magnoliopsida; Ericales; Theaceae
Source: RefSeq, a predicted model, not a curated record
AUGGAGAACACAAGAAGUAAUGAUACAAGUGAAUCCUCAGAGGCUCACAUGAGCCAAAUGGAACUGAUGCCUACAGCAUUGACUGAAGCAAUGACACAACAGCAGAGACAACAACCUUUGCCCCCUCCGCCUCUGCCGGUACAAGUUAAACCCGAUAAUAACGAUGUCAUCAACCUAACUCAGAAAUUUAUGAAGAUGAAACCGCCAACUUUCUUGGGUGAUAUUGAACCGUUGAAAGAAGAGACAUGGUUACUUGAGAUAGAGAAGUUAUUUGAAGUUUUUCCCUGUACCGAAACUCGGAAGGUUUUAUUGGCCACCUAUACUCUCAACGACGAAGCUCGAAGAUGGUGGUUACUGAUUCGGAAUACCAAUGGAAACAUGACAUGGGCUCGAUUCAAUGAAAUCUUUUAUGACAAGUACUUCCCUCAGUGUUUUCGGGUCCGAAAAGUGUUUGAGUUCCAAGAACUUAAGCAAGGCAGAAUGUCCGUAGCUGAGUACGAGGCUAAGUUCACUGAGUUAGCUAGAUUUGCUCUUCACAUGGUGGAUACGAACUAUGAGAAAGCCCGCAAAUUUGAAGGAGGAUUGGAUUUAGACAUAUUUGAUCAAGUAGGCGUAUUGAAGUUGCCAACAUACUUAUAA